This is a messenger RNA of Nicotiana tabacum (common tobacco), 1531 nucleotides long. The record is from RefSeq and is a predicted model, not a curated record. NCBI's taxonomy places the organism in Eukaryota, Viridiplantae, Streptophyta, Magnoliopsida, Solanales, Solanaceae.
AGUAAUGGCCACUCAAUUGCUUUGCUCUCACUAAAAGACGAACACUACCCUCCUUCUCACUGCUUCUACUCACUUUAUUACUAUUCCAAUAAAAAAUCUCUCAUACAAUCUAAAGAUAUUCUUUGGAGUCCUUCUUGUAUUUUUCCUUCAGAGGAAGAGAACCGCCGCUUUCUAAUUCCUUUUCUCCUCAUCUUCUUUAACAAAUUCAUCCUCUUCAGAAUUGGAUACUUCAUUGGACUAAAGAUUUUGAGGAGUUCCUCUUCAAUUUAAGAUGGUGAAUUUGGGGUUGUUUACUGGGAACAAGCCUUUGAAGUCAAGGAAGGUGAGCUUCAGAAUCCCAUAUUAUACUCAGUGGGGGCAGCAUCUUCUGAUAUGCGGUUCAGAUGCGUUGCUUGGUUCAUGGAAUGUGAAAAAGGGUCUAUUAUUGAAGCCUUCUCACCAAGGGGAAGAGCUGAUAUGGUCUGGAAGCAUUCCAGUUCCUCCUGGAUUCCAAAGCGAGUACAGUUACUAUGUGGUGGAUGAUACAAGAAAUAUCCUGCGAUGGGAGGUUGGAAAGAAAAGGAAACUGUUGCUGCCUGAUGGGCUUCAGGAUGGGCAGUUGUUAGAACUUCAUGAUCUUUGGCAGACUGGUUCUGACAAUAUCCCUUUUAGCAGUGCAUUUAAGGAUGUCAUUUUUGGGAGAAGUUGGAGUUUGGGUGUUGAAAGGCCCCUGGGGAUAACUCAGAAUAAGUCUGACCAGGAUGGUUCAGUUCUGCAAUUCAGAAUCUGCUGCCCCUAUUUAGAGGAAGGAACAUCUAUUUAUGUGAUUGGUAGCUCCUUAAAACUUGGGCAAUGGAAGAUUCAGGAUGGCCUUAAGCUCGCGUAUGCUGGUGAUUCAUUUUGGCAGGCAGAUUGCAUUAUGGGAAAAGAUGACUUUCCUUUAAAAUACAAAUAUUGUAAAUACGGUAAGGCUGGAACCUCUGUGGAAUGUGGUGCAAGUCGAGAGCUUUCUGUUGAUGUUGCAACAGGUGAAUCUAGAUUUGUACUUCUUUCAGAUGGCUUAAUGCGGGAAAUGCCUUGGAGGGGUGCGGGUGUCGCAAUACCCAUGUUUUCUGUACGAUCAGAGGCUGAUCUUGGAGUUGGGGAGUUUCUUGACCUGAAGUUACUUGUAGAUUGGGCCGUUGAAUCUGGCUUUCAUUUGGUUCAGCUUUUGCCCAUCAAUGAUACAUCAGUCAACUGUAUGUGGUGGGAUUCUUAUCCAUAUAGUGUAGUCCAAGCUUUGCGGACACCUCUACUAUGCUAUAUGUUGAAAGUACAACAUUUAAAGAUCCAUGGUUAUGAUCCAUCUUUCGCUUCAAGAGUUUGAAGGAAAUUGUCUUUUGGGGAGAAACUUUAUGUUGUUUGAGUGUGGGUCUUAGUAUAGUUCGAUGUAUACUUACCUCUUCUCAAAAAAAAAAAAGAAAUUUUUAGUUCGAUGUACAUGGAUGGUUUUCCCUUAGUGCUUCUUCUGUAAAAUUAUUUGCUUAUCAGAACAAAAUAUUGUAGGAGAGAA